This is a messenger RNA of Acanthopagrus latus (yellowfin seabream), 8197 nucleotides long. It is a transcript of the gene hivep2b, whose product is annotated as HIVEP zinc finger 2b. Lineage: Eukaryota; Metazoa; Chordata; Actinopteri; Spariformes; Sparidae. The transcript has 6 exons. Gene Ontology annotation, cellular component: nucleus. Bases 1 to 5496 code for a protein of 1831 amino acids. Gene Ontology annotation, molecular function: DNA-binding transcription factor activity, RNA polymerase II-specific; RNA polymerase II cis-regulatory region sequence-specific DNA binding. Gene Ontology annotation, biological process: regulation of transcription by RNA polymerase II. The record is from RefSeq and is a predicted model, not a curated record.
AUGGAGUCACUUGAAACUACUGCAGGGGUGAAAAGCUCCACUGAGGGUCAGGACAGAAAUGUUGCCCAGAAAAAAUGCACCUCAGAGGCAGCGCAGACUAAAAGGAGUCCGUCGGUCGAAUUGGAAGGAAAGGGGUGGCAGCAGCAACUGCAAGACAGUCAGAGCAGAGACACGGGUGGUUUCAAAGAAAUGUCUGACUCAGGGAAAUCACUGCAAUUAGAAGAUCAGCACUCCCAAAUCCAGUCAACAAGCCAUCAAGACUACGAGGUGUCUUCACAUUCACUACAGCCCACGAAACAGAUUCCCGCUGGCAGACAGAAAGCUGUCGGUCACUUAGUCUCGGCACAGUCACCAGGACCCGCAUCUCACAGGAAGUCCACCAGUUCACCCGAAGUCCAACAACAGUGCUCCCAUUCAGGGAUGGAUCAGCUGUCAGAGACUGUGUGUAAGGUGGAGCAGAAACCACAAAAGCCUGGCAAGUAUGUUUGUGAUUAUUGUGGCAGGGCAUGUGCCAAACCGAGCGUGCUGAAGAAACACAUUCGCUCACACACCGGGGAGCGGCCCUACCCAUGUGUCCCCUGCGGAUUCUCCUUUAAAACCAAGAGUAAUUUAUACAAACACAGAAAGUCUCAUGCUCACUCUGUCAAAGCUGGAACGGUGCCACUCUCAGAACUUGGUUCUUACAAUGCCAACACAGACCAGGGGUCUUUUGAAGGGGAAGGAGAGUUAUUCUCUGAUGCUGAGCAAAGCACGGACACGGACGAGGACACUCUUAACGACCCGCUGCUGCUGCUGGACUCUCCAGUGGAGGGAUCAGAUAACACUGCUGUAAAAGUACUAAAUCUCAUUGCUCAGAAAAAGGGAGCCACGUCGAUGUCAGCUCAGGAUGGUUCAUCCCAGCCCCAAGAAAUCAAUGCACCUCCCGCUGCUGCCGAGGCUAGCCGUGCAAUCCAAUCUUGCACGAUCAAACAGAGGCUUGCACUUCGGCUGUCUGAAAAAAGGAGCAGCGACUCUGACCACAAUCUGUCCCUCCCAAGUCAGUCGAGCAAGGGCAGCACGGACUCUGGCUACUUCUCGCGGUCCGAGAGCACCGAGCACCAGACCGGUCCUCCGAACACCAACGCCAAGUCCUAUCAAGAAAUUAUGUUCGGGAAGUGCUACAGGCCGAGUCCGAAGCAGACAGCUGCUUUUGUGGCUUGCAGCACAGACGCGAGUGAGUACACUGGGAGGCGCACGGAGAAAGGUGUUUCUCGCGUGUUCACCCAGGAAAAAGACACGGUGGAGUCAAUCAGAAUAAACACAAAGUCAUUCACAAGGGAGGAGGCAAAGGAACCCAUGUUAGACGCUGGCUCUGAUUUGGGGCCUCUGAUCCGAAGCAACUCAAUGCCAACGUCCUCAGCAGUGUGUCUGACUAUGCCUCAGGCUCUCAGAGGCAGCCACUCGUUCGAUGAGAGAACAAGCACCGGGGGCAUGAGGAGGCUCAGGCGGCAAGCUGCUUUCGAACUCUCAGCACAUGACGGCCACGCAGACACUGACAGCCAUGGAAAGAUGAGCGAGAGCGGCACAUCACCCUCAGGAUUGGAAAUGGAAAAUUACCCCUCCAUGGCGGCUAAUAUGAGCCAUCAGAGACACGCGAUGGAACUGGCAACACGGAAGCGUCGGAAAGAGAAGAGGGAAGAGGAGGAUUUGCAAGGUCAAUACGAGGUCCAUCAUGAGCAGUGUGAGGAAAUGUUUGAUUUGAAUAAGGACUUUGAUGCAAAACAAGCUGCGGCCGGAAUCAUGGCGUUGGGAAAAGGACAUCCUUCAGGUAUGCUCGCACAGAUGGACAGGUGCGACAUGGACAUAUCAGUGAGCCUUGAAAUGUCUGGUCGAAAAACUCUGGGGAAUGUAAUUUCUGUCAUCCAGCACACAAACUCAUUAAACAGGCCUCACUCCGAACUGUCAGAUUCAUACAAGUAUCACGGGCAGAGACAGGAAAGCAUUUCCUCAUUUCAAGCGAUGGAGGCGAGUGAUUCAUAUGAGAUGGAACGGAUUGAUAGCAGGCUGAGGCAAUCAUUUCAAAUGGGCCCCAAACUUGUGCGGCAGCCCAACAUACAGGUCCCAGAAAUCAGGGUGACGGUAGAGCCCGACAGUCCAGAGAAAGCUCCAGAGGUGCAGGUGAAGGAGCCAGAGAAGCACGUGGAGGAGUUUCAGUGGCCUCAGAGGAGUGAAACUUUAGCACAAUUCCCUCCAGAAAAGCUCCCUCCAAAGAAGAAAAGGCUACGCUUAGCUGAUAUCGAGCACUCCUCUGGUGAAUCUAGUUUUGAGUCUGCCUGCACCAGCCUCUCCCGCAGCCCGAGCCAAGACAGCAACUUAUCUUACAGCUCCACCUUCUCUUUUGACAGAGAGGAGAGCUUGAAGUCAGUCUCUCCGGCCAGGCAGGAUGAAUUUGGCAAACCGCUGGAGCUCCUAGCCGUGCCAGGCAGCGGGCACUCCCUCUCUGUGCUCAACCAGCGUCAACAACAUGAAAUGAGACGCUCCUCCUCAGAGCAGGCGCCGUGUAACUUGCGCAAGGAGUUCCCAGAGGUACGCAGCAUAUCAUUUGACUAUGGCAGUCUUUCUCCCACAUCCAAAGUUAGACACGUGGACAUCAGCGCAGGCCACUCGGCUGUGAGGGAGAGAAGGAGGGGAAACUUGGUGCGACAGGAGUCGCUGAAUAUGGACGCUGAGGUAACACAAGUCCCGUCACAAGUGUUUCCGCAGUACCUCAGCAGCACCUCCCCUCCAUUCACAGCAGUUGCCGUUCUGCCGCAGACUUUGCCAAUUUUCUCUGCCGGGAAUACAUUUCCCCAGCUGUCACACCCGAGCCUGUUGGUUCCUGUAAGAAUACAGACUCACGUGCCAUCCUACGGCAGUAUCACGUACACUUCAGUAUCGCAGAUUUUCGACAAUCAGUACGACAGUAUUAGCUCCAACUCAUCCACCUCUCAGAAUCAAACCUCGCGUCUGUCUGGAAAUGUUGACUCUUAUACCCGACCACCUUCCAUGCAGACCAUCAGUGUCGAAGCCCUCGAUCUGUCGUCAGCUAAGCUCAAGACAGGCAUCCCUCUCUCCCUGACAUCCAGAACCAUCUCGACCACUAACGCCUCCAGCGGCGGCGCCAACAAACGGAUGCUCUCCCCGGCCAGCAGCCUGGACCUUUUCAUGGAGGUCAAGCAGCAAAAACGUGUGAAAGAAGAGAGAAUGUUUGGGCAGAUCGUAGAGGAGCUGAGUGCUGUGGAGCUGGGGAAAAGUCAUUUGAGUGAGGAGAAGGGGCACGGGUCAGAGAUGCAGGGCGCAUCCACACCUCAUGCUCAGGAUGACUCAUGUAGGAGUACAUUUAUCACACUUCAGCAAAAAGCGUCCGAGGCCACCGACCACGCAUUUGAGUCGGCUAUGGAUAGCAGCUCCCUGGAAAGCAGCUCUCCUCCCUACUCCGUGAUAUCAGCCAGCGAAGUGAAAGAAGUUGGCACGGAGAAACGAGUGCAGAUGGAUAUGGUGGCACAGCUGGUUACCAGUCAAGACAUCCUGAUCUCAGACGCUGAGCAUUCAAAGCUGUUAUCUCAGUUUCCAAGUCUUCGCACGACGACAGGUGUGAGCUGGUGUUAUCUCAACUACACCAAGCCGAGCUGCUCCCACAGCAACGCCCCCUUCUUCUCCGUGUACGCCACCUGGUGUGUGAGUUCCCACAACCCGAACCCUCUCGAACUGAGCACCAGCUCUGCUCUGGCUCUGCUGCGGUCCAAACAGAGGGGGGACAAGGUUAUGUACACCGUGGCCGCCAUGUGUCAGCCUGGCACCGGGAAACUGGUUUCAUCCCUGAUCCUGUGGAGGCAGACCAUGGAGCAGCUGCAGAGGAAACCGGAGCCCAAAGUGUUGGACAUCAGCUACGGGAAGAAGGUGAAAGACGUCAGCUGCAGAGUGAAAACGGCCAAGGAGGAGUGGAAAGAGAGGGAGGCCCCCACAACCCAGACAGUGCCGACGCGUAUUAAGAUAUUCGAGGGCGGGUACAAGUCCAACGAAGACUACGUGUACGUCAGAGGUCGAGGACGGGGGAAGUACAUCUGUGAGGAGUGCGGUAUUCGCUGCAAGAAGCCGAGCAUGCUGAAGAAACACAUCAGGACCCACACGGACGUGAGACCCUACAUCUGCAGGGUCUGCAACUUCGCUUUCAAGACUAAAGGAAACCUGACUAAACAUAUGAAGUCAAAGGCACACAUGAAGAAAUGUCUUGAACUGGGAGUGUCAGUGUCGAUGGACGAGGCGGAGAUUCAGGAACAUGUGGACGACACCCAACAAGAGUCCAAGACAGAGGUGGUGGUCCCGACCAAACACCAGUUCUCGGAUGCAGAGGAUUCUGACGGCAUGGACGAAGACGUCGACGAAAUCGACGAGGACGAUGAGGAGGACGACGAAUACGAGGGCGACUCCACUCCAAAGUUGCGUUCGAGAAGCACGAGUCCUCAGCCGGUUGGAAUUACAUCUCUGUCAGUCACAGCCACCGCAGCUAUCCACGGCUACUCCCUCACCUCUCUGCCCGACGCCGAUGUCCGCCCGCAGGCCUCUGUCAGGCGGACGGGCUCGGAUCAUCGUCCCGUCCUUGCAACAGACCAACGAGAGAAGUCCGUGGAUGAAGACUCUUUGACUAUGUUGUCUCCAGAACAGACCAGCUUCCUGUUUGAUCCCUAUUCUUCUUGUCUGCUCUCUCCUGGUUGGGAGUCUCCCAUCAGGGAGCCCUCCCCGUCACGGUUGCGUUACCCAUCUCCGAGGCGAGAACUCUCCCCUCGAGGUCGGUCCUCUCCCAGGUGGGAUACCUCCCCGCUGAGGCCCAGCUCGCCCGGCUUCACACCCAUUCAGCACCUCUCCCCGGCCUCGAUUGAACGACCCAUGUCUCCUGGAACGGAGCUGGCCGGGAAGCGAGAGUCUUCGGUGCGAGGCCGGCAGAGGGUCGUGCUGAGGGCAGUCUCACCACGCAGAGGCUCUCACCAACACAAAGGCAGCGGUGAUAAAACCAGACACCAGGCGAAGAUGGAGAUGGCUCAACAACAAGCAGCCUUUGAAAUGGAAAUGGAUCAAAGAAGCAGCUUGGCUUCCAGUCUGCCUGGUGCUGCCAGUUCUCAUCACCAGAACAUCCUCAGCCACCUCCCUCUUCACUCCCAGCAGCAGGCCCACAGUUUGCUCCCCGUGGUUCCUGUCGGAGGGCUCCAGAUGUUGCACUCCCCGCCUUCCUCCAGCACUGAUGUCACCCCCUCCUCGGCGCCAAGCCCCCAGAGCAGUGAGGGCCAGCGCUGCAGCAGCAGGGAGGGAUCUGUCCACGGGCUGGAGACCGGAGGAGAGGACAUCAGAGGCCAGAGCCAGCCGUCCUCUCAGGAGAAAAGCCUCGACCCCGGCGUCAGGGACAGCAGACAGGAGGAGAGCGUCCAGACCUGCCUGAAAGCCAUCGCCUCGUUGAAGAUCACCACGGAGGACCCUCACUGAAACCCCCCUUUAUUUCUUCUCUGUCUCCUUGAUUUGCUCCAGGAACAGAUGCCCCCUGCUCCGACCUUGUGGUCCCUCAGCCCUUUAGGCACAUAACCUCAUCUUUAUCCCAUUAGAGGCAAUAUAAUAACACUUCCUCUGGUCUUGCACAUGCUCCAGACAGCUCCUUUCUAAAUCUGAGUGGAGAUCAAACCUUCACAGCGAGGAAAGAAAAACCCACCCUGUCUGAUGUGCUCGUCUCUCCGGAGACUCUUUGAAAUGAUUGGAUGAGCAGCGGGAUGUCUCGCGAGGUGGAGAAUCAUUAUUGGGUGCAGGUGCAAUAUGGAAAGAUAUUAUGCUAAUAUGCCUUUUGUCUGACAUAGUAGUUUGCGUACAAUUGCACAUAAAUUAUAUUUAUGGAUUCUGUACAAAUGUCCUUAACAUAUACUCCUUCUUAGAUGCAUACAAACAGUGUAUUUUACUGUAUGUGUAAUUUGAAAAAUAGACUGUUGUUUAAUGUAAUCAUAUCAAGGUGUGAUGCAGUAGUGCAGUAAAUAAAGACUAUUUAUAAGGGGAAAAGUAUGUGUAUUAUGAAACAGUCUGACCAAAUUUUAAGUAGACGCUUCUUGUGCAGUUUGGUGCUUCGAAUCAAGCGGCAAGGGUCUGUGCCUUUAUUUUGCUUUUCAUCAUUUUCUGUUAUCAGAAGGUUGUCGUUGAAUAAGGAUUAACAAAAAAAAAAAAGAAAAUGUCAAGGUACUCUCGAUCGAGGCGCGCGACAGGAGAUUUAAAAAAAAAAAAAAAAAUAUGAAAAAAGAAGCUUUUUUUCUUUCUUUGCUCCGUCAGUUCUGCGCUGACGGACGGACGGACGCAGCUUGAUUUCACGUGAAACAAUCUUAAAGAAAAUGUUUCUUAUGUUGCAUUUUUUUCUUAAUGUUGUGGUUUUUAUCUUGGUAAAAAUGCAUGGGAUUUGCUAUUGCACAAAAAUAGAGGAAGUUAAUAUGUAAUUAUGAAUACUGUAAGAUGUAUUUAUAUAUUAGAACGUGAGCACUUAUUGAUACUGGUAAAUAUUUGACUACUAUUUAUAUGGUAUAUCUGUACUUAUGCAGCAGUGAUGCAGUUAUGCAGUGAGCCACGCUGGCAUUGCUUUUGAUCUCAUGUAUUUGCUUUGAUUAAACAGCUUUUUAUUUCUUUUUUUUUUUUCCUCUCUCUUAUACAGAUGACCAUAAGCAUUUUAUGAGUUUUUACGAUGCACUUUCAUCCUUUUUCAUCUUCUGAUGUUUCACUGACUCGAUCAGUGGGAAAAAAAACAGGGGGGGGGAGUAAAAACGUGUUAUGUUCUCUUGUGGUUUUUGAAACAUUCCAGUCGUUCUUUCUUUUUUUUUUUUUUCUCACGUGUUCUCAUUUUUUCGUGAAACAUGUUGCACACAAAUUCAAGGGGCUACGAUGAUCAGUCGAUGGUGUGUUUUCUUGCAUUUAAACUGGAUAAAUCAAUAUCACUUACUGUAAGUUAUCCUAAAAGUAAUGAUGUUAACGGCGUGAGUUGGUUGACUAUUACUGUGCUUCAGCUCAAAGUGUAAAAGUAAUCAUUCAACCGAUUGCAUUACUUCUUCUUCUCUGUAUAUAUACGUGUAUUUUUAUGAUUUAAACUAUUUUUGCAGUGUUUGAAUUCUGAAAAACUUUUUACGCAGACUGUUUAUCGUCUCUUUAAGAGGUGAAAUGUCUGCAGUUUGACGUAACAGAGGUUUAAACGAGGGAGAGAAAUGGCGCGGUGUUAAUCGCUAACGUCACCGCGUCUCAUCUUUGAAAAGAGAAAACAAGUGUAUUCACAUCUUCGAGUGGUUGUGUUGCCAGUGUGAGAAACGGAUUUCAGCGUCAGAAGAAAAAAAAAACACUUUGUUCACUCAUGUUUACAUAAAGAAAUUUUAAAGGUGCACUGCUUUAAUUUUUGUGUUUUGUUUUGUUUUUUCCCCUUUUCUUUUUUUUCCUGGAGAUGUAUGUAGCUUUUGAUUUAUGUAAUUUUUAUUUGUCGUGGUUAAACGGUGCAGAACGCUCAUAAAAAUGUGAAGGGAAACGUGAAAAAAGCCUUUCGAUUUUGCUUUUUGCAUACAGUAUGUAUUCAGAUUGUGUUUUGUUUCUAUUGUGUAUUCAUAUUUACUGAACUGCAUUGUGCCUCUCAUGUCUAUGAAAUUCCCUGUAAAACACACAGAGGACGAAUCAUUUUACCUCUCAGCUAAGAUUUUUUUUUUUUUUUUUUCGAGGGGGGGAGAGAAAACCUCAGUAGCCAAUCGGUUUGUUCAGCUAUUUGCAUCAGAUCUGGUUAGUCAGGACGGAGUGCCUCUUUUAUGCUAUUGGGGACUUUAUUGUUUUGGUGCUCUACUUUUUCAGAUUAAAAUUCAAAAAAAUUGUUUUAAAAGAAUAUACUUCUAACCCAAGGAUGUGUGUGUGUGUCGCAGACUUAUUUCAUGUUUUUAUUGAUGUUUCAAAAUGGCGCCCGUGCCUUUUUUGUUUUUUUUCUACCUUUCACCUGCGUAAUUCACGGCUGUUUAAAUUAAGAGCGCACGAGGGAAGGUUUGAAGGUUUUCAGAUGAGAUCAUUCACGUUUUAUCUGGAGGGGGAACAAAAAAAAACAAAAAACCUUUCUGAGUGAAAAAUUGGAGAGACUCCUACCAGUGACAUCCUCUGGUGAAAAAUUAUUACUGCAGUCAUAACAUGGAACAAGAAA